Aspergillus welwitschiae is the source of this 1134-nucleotide messenger RNA. Its product is annotated as NAD(P)-dependent alcohol dehydrogenase. NCBI's taxonomy places the organism in Eukaryota, Fungi, Ascomycota, Eurotiomycetes, Eurotiales, Aspergillaceae. The coding region runs from base 1 to 1134 and encodes 377 amino acids. Gene Ontology annotation, molecular function: zinc ion binding; L-iditol 2-dehydrogenase (NAD+) activity. Gene Ontology annotation, biological process: D-sorbitol catabolic process. The record is from RefSeq and is a predicted model, not a curated record. The transcript has 5 exons.
AUGUCCAAAAAGCUACUGCUCUUGAAUAUACCCCUCAGGAUAAUGGCUGAAACGAACCGAUCUUUCGUCUUGCACGCUAUAAAGGAUGUGGUUUUUGAAGACCGCCCGGUGCCUGCGCUGAAAGAUCCUUGGGAUGUACGAGUGCACAUUGCGCAGACCGGUAUCUGUGGAAGUGACGUACACUACUGGCAAAGAGGGCGGAUCGGAGACUUCAUCCUCAAAUCCCCAAUAGUACUUGGCCAUGAAAGCUCCGGUACUGUUGUCGAAGUCGGUUCUGCUGUGAAGAAUGUCAAAGUUGGGGAACGAGUCGCCAUAGAGCCCGGUGUACCAUGCAGACACUGCGACUUCUGCCGCAGUGGCUCCUAUAACCUUUGCCCGGACACUAUUUUUGCCGCGACUCCCCCGCAUGACGGCACGCUUUCAAAGUACUACACUACGCAGGCGGACUACUGCUACCCGCUGCCAGAGAACAUGGACCUGGAAGAGGGCGCGCUCGUGGAACCGGUCGCUGUUGCCGUGCAGAUCACUAAGGUUGGUAAAGUGAAGCCAAACCAGACGGUCGUAGUCUUUGGAUGCGGGCCCAUUGGACUUCUCUGUCAAGCCGUGAGCAAGGCGUAUUCUGCGAAGAAGGUGAUCGGUGUGGACAUCAGUCAGUCGCGUGCAGACUUUGCCCACAACUUUGGUGCCGACCAUGUUUUCGUGCCUCCUGCUCGUCCCGAAGGCAAAGAUGACACCGCAUGGAACGAAGAGGUGGCAAAUUUGAUGAAGGAGAAGUUUAAUUUGGGCGAGGGCCCAGAUGUCGUCUUAGAGGCUACUGGAGCUCAGGCAUGCAUCCAGACCGGGAUAUAUUUGACCAAGAGGGGGGGCACAUAUGUGCAAGCCGGUAUGGGAAGCGAGAAUGUUGUCUUCCCCAUCACUACCGCUUGUAUUCGUGAUUUGCACAUCCGGGGCUCCAUUCGGUAUACGGCUGGCUGUUAUCCUACGGCCGUGGAUUUGAUCGCAUCUGGGAAGAUUGAUGUCAAGCAGCUUAUUACGAACCGAUUCAAAUUUGAAGAUGCCGAGGAGGCAUUCGAGCUUGUGAGACAAGGAAAACAGAGCGUGAUUAAGGUAAUUAUUCAGGGCGUUCCGGCAUAA